This is a messenger RNA of Fusarium graminearum PH-1, 723 nucleotides long. RefSeq lists its product as uncharacterized. Bases 1 to 723 code for a protein of 240 amino acids. NCBI's taxonomy places the organism in Eukaryota, Fungi, Ascomycota, Sordariomycetes, Hypocreales, Nectriaceae. The record is from RefSeq and is a predicted model, not a curated record. The transcript is spliced from 2 exons.
AUGCCACGCAAGGCGCGAACCCCAGAGUCUCUCGCCCUCAAUCGUGAGAACCAACGUCGUUCUCGCGCUCGUCAACGUGAGCUGCUCGACGAUCUUCAGGGUCGCGUGCGUGAGUACGAACGUCGCGAUGCGCAGGCUACCCUUGAAAUGCAGCGCGUGGCCAGGGUUGUGGCUGGUGAGAACGCGGCUCUGAGAGCCUUGCUUGCUGCAAAGGGUGUUGCUCCCGAAGAAGUCGAGGCUCAUAUUGAAGCUGUGAGGCAUGACGACAAGACCGCUGUUAAAACUGGUGUGUCUUCGUUUACGCCCGUGGCGACGCCGUCUACUACGUCGCCUGUCGUCAUCCCUUCGAGACCCAUGCCGGUUUUUCAGUCUCAGUGUCAACCUCAAGGCUGUGGUCCUAGCAAUCCUCCUAUUACUUUUCAGCCCAUGAUGUAUUCGCCGCCGACGCCUUCUACAACUGUGAAUACUUGCACUGAAGAGUCAGGCUGUUGUCCUAGACCACAACCUCCGCCACAGCCAGAGAUGCAACCGGAGAUGCAACCGGAGAUGCAGCAUCCGAGAUCCAUUGACAAAAUACACUGCAUGGAGGCUGCUACUAUUCUUGCGCAAAUCAAAGGCCAUUCGGAUAUUUCCAACGCGCGUGCUUUUCUUGGAUGUGCUUCUAAUGACAACUGCAUGGUUCGAAAUACAGAUUUACUCACCCUCAUGGACGAGAUGACAUGA